UCUCUCUUCAACUCUCUUGGCUGUCAUUUCUCCAUGUAGCAAUUUCUCAACAAUGACACAUAUACAUAUAUAAACAUAUAUCUUAUAGGAUACUUUUAUAUGACCCUUAAUUAGUAUUGGAACGAAAUAGUCUCAGCCUCAACCGAAGCAGUACUAAUCGGAGCUCGAUAAAGUCAGUAUAGCUUUUGCUCAAGUAGUACUCAUUAAAUAUCAGUAACAUAUACGAGACCAACCCCAUAAUGGAUUCUUCGGCAAACGACAUCGAUAAUCGACGACCGCUGCUUGAACCGGCCGUCGUUCAUGAAUACGACUCGCCAGUGCCAGUUAUUUUGUCGUCCUCGUUCGGAAAAGGGCACCACGAAUCGAGCGGCGAACUCGAAGCAAUACUCUCCAACACCAACGUCUCAUUCGUUGAGCGUUUUUGGCCUGCUUUAAAGAUCGAGCUCCGGCUACUCUUCUUCCUCGCCGCUCCGGCCGUCAUCGUCUACAUGAUUAACUAUCUCAUGUCUAUGUCGACACAAAUCUUCUCCGGCCACCUCGGAAACUUAGAACUCGCCGCCGCCUCUCUCGGCAACAACGGCGUCCAAAUCUUCGCCUAUGGCCUUAUGUUGGGCAUGGGAAGCGCAGUUGAGACACUAUGCGGACAAGCCUUUGGAGCACAGAAGUACGGAAUGUUAGGAGUGUAUCUACAGAGAUCAACCAUACUCCUCACCCUCACCGGAAUACUCCUCACUUUCGUCUACAUCUUCUCGAAGCCUUUCCUCGUCUUCCUCGGCGAGUCGGAGAGAAUCGCAUCGGCGGCGGCUCUGUUCAUCUACGGUCUGAUUCCUCAGAUAUUUGCGUACGCCGUAAACUUCCCAAUCCAGAAGUUUCUGCAGGCGCAGAGCAUCGUGGCACCGAGUGCGUACAUCUCAGCCGCCACGCUGGUGGUCCACGUUAUACUCACCUGGGUGGCGGUGUACAAGAUAGGACUGGGUUUGUUGGGCGCUUCUCUGGUGCUGAGUCUGUCGUGGUGGAUCAUUGUGGUGGCCCAGUUCAUUUAUAUCGUCAAGAGCGAGCGGUGUAAGGAGACUUGGGCCGGGUUUAGUGUCGAAGCGUUUUCCGGGUUGCCCAAGUUUUUCAAGCUAUCGGCGGCUUCGGCCGUGAUGCUUUGCCUGGAAGCUUGGUAUUUUCAGAUUCUGGUUCUUCUUGCUGGCCUGCUCGAGAACCCAGAAUUGGCUCUCGAUUCACUCUCCAUUUGCACAACUAUCUCCGGAUGGGUAUUCAUGAUCUCAGUCGGGUUCAAUGCAGCAGCAAGCGUGAGAGUGAGUAACGAGCUGGGAGCAGGGAAUCCAAAGGCAGCAGCGUUUUCAGUGAUAGUGGUGACAGUGAUCUCAUUCAUCAUCUCAGUGAUUGCGGCCAUAGCAGUGCUUGCCUUACGCGACGUCAUUAGCUACGCCUUUACUGACGGUGAAACGGUGGCCGCUGCUGUUUCUGAUCUCUGCCCACUUCUCUCCCUCACUCUUCUCCUCAACGGAGUUCAACCCGUUUUGUCAGGGGUUGCUGUUGGCUGCGGAUGGCAAACUUUAGUUGCAUAUAUAAAUGUAGGCAGUUACUACGUGGUUGGAGUACCUUUAGGCUCGCUUUUAGGAUUUUACUUCAAGCUGGGUGCUAAGGGAAUAUGGCUCGGAAUGAUUGGAGGAACUGUCAUUCAAACAUUAAUACUGUUGUGGAUAACUUUUCGGACCGACUGGAACAGAGAGGUGGAAGAAUCGCUCAAGAGGUUGAACAAAUGGGAUGAUCAGACCAAUAAGAAACAGAUUUUGAACACAUGAAUGAAUGAUGAUUAUCAUUACAAGUUGUCGCAAUAUUUAACUAUAUUGAACAUAUUAAUUUUUUUCA
Humulus lupulus (European hop) is the source of this 1881-nucleotide messenger RNA. Its product is annotated as protein DETOXIFICATION 40. The coding region runs from base 240 to 1814 and encodes 524 amino acids. Gene Ontology annotation, molecular function: xenobiotic transmembrane transporter activity; antiporter activity. The record is from RefSeq and is a predicted model, not a curated record. Gene Ontology annotation, biological process: xenobiotic detoxification by transmembrane export across the plasma membrane. The transcript has 7 exons. Gene Ontology annotation, cellular component: membrane. Lineage: Eukaryota; Viridiplantae; Streptophyta; Magnoliopsida; Rosales; Cannabaceae.